GCGGGUCGCGGGGCCACUGUGUUGGUUUUUUCUUGGCGCGGCGCAAAUAAUAACUAUAAUAAAAACAAAAACAUCAACAGAAAACAUGGUAGCUUUACGAUCUUAAUUCCUCUAAACUGAAUAUUAAUUUUUUGUUUUGCUUUUUUCCAUAACCUAAACAAACUGAGCAUGCCUCCACGAAAACGGGCCCGGACAUCACAAAGAGCUCCACAUGCAUCAUCAUCGGAUGGAAACAAGGGUCCAUCGGAUCAAGCGACACCGAAAUCUGGCCAGCCAAAAAGUCAAGAAACACCACCGUCACCGCCGAAUAGGAAACGUCAGCAGACACAGCCGGCACCGCCGAAUAGGAGCGAAGGUCACGUGGACAGCCCGGGACAAUCAGUUAAGCUGACCAAUGUUUGGAUAAUAGGGUCCUCCCUAAUAAAAGGAGCGUACCAUAGACUAGCCUUUAGACUGGAUGGCAACAGUUUAGGUUUGCAACAUUAUAAUGUCAGGAUCACGUGGGAAUUUCUCAGUGGCAUGAGAAUUAGAGAUAUACGCAGGUCUGUACAAUAUUUACUACAAUUUAAAGAUGAACCAGACAUGAUUGUCAUUCAUUGUGGUGGAAAUGACAUAGGCACCAAAUCCACUUGGGACAUAACAUUCGAAUUCAAAAUGUUGAUAACUGAUUUCCUGCAGCCAUUACUGCCCAACACUAGGCUUAUCUGGUCACAAAUUCUUCCGCGCAGAACCUGGCGUUAUGUACCAUACACACCAACUGCGGAAAACAUUAGAAAACGUAUCAACAGUUCUCUCGCAACAUUUGUUAUUAGAAACGGAGGUGGCUAUAUAAAAUACGCUGACAUUUCUUUAGAAAAAACAAUUUUUUCACACGGAUGA
Molecule: messenger RNA, 879 nt
Organism: Mercenaria mercenaria
Lineage: Eukaryota; Metazoa; Mollusca; Bivalvia; Venerida; Veneridae
Exons: 2
Coding region: 169-879 (236 amino acids)
Source: RefSeq, a predicted model, not a curated record